AUAGCCUGGGUUUUCUCACAACCUUCAUUUAAACCAAUGAAAUUUGUCGACACAGUUUAGUAUUCAAUGAAUACACAAAGAUGGCUGAGCAUAACAAGGGAGGGAUUUUAAAUAAAGCUGAAGUUUUUCUGCGUCGCCGAAAAACGAAGUUGUUACAGACCAUUGGUAAACAGGAGAAGACCACAGAUGAUAUUCUGUUAGAAAAUUCCCAAAAACUUGAAAAACAACAGGAGGUAGCUAGCAAGUUUCAAAAGGAAUUGAAGCAGUAUGUACAUUGUGCAAAAGCACUGUCACUAGCAUCAAAGUCUUUCUACUCAACAGUAGCGGAGGUUUACGAGCCAGAGUGGGAGAAUCAUGCUCAAAUUACAGAAAUACUCACAAACAUGGACAUGUUAUGGCAGGAUUACCUGACAAAAUUACAGGAUCAAGUCCAAGAACCUCUUACCAAGUACCUCGCCACUAUACCACAAAUAAAGGCACGGGUAUCUAAACGUGGUAGAAAGAUGAUAGACUAUGACAACGCCAAACAUGGUCUGGAGGUUCUCCAGAAUGCUAAGAAAAAAGAUGAUGCUAAAAUUGCAAAGGCACAAGAGGACCUUGGUGUUGCUCUGCAGAUGUUGUACUGUAUUAACAAUGUAAAUGUUUGUAUAUAUUUCAGUCGUGUUGUUUUCUAUGGCAACUUAUUCCAGAGUUUAUUCACAGCAGAAAGUGUGUUCCAGACCGAGGCUGGCAAGGUGUGGGGAUUGGCCCCAGACUGUCACUUUGCUAUGGGUAGUCAGACUAUCAGCGACUCAGGAGCUAAGUUGGCGAGCGACCACGAGCAUCACACAUACACACCUCGUAAAAAUAUACGCAGUACAGUCGUCCCCGGGAGGGACAGGGGUGAUGCCUACCGGGAUAGCCUCCAAAUUCCUUUCUUUUUCCGUUAUUCAAUGUCAAGGGAUGACAGUAUAACGAACGGUCAUGUUGAAAAUGGACCUGACAGUCCUCAGCCCGACAGUCCAACCCCGAGCAGCUCCCCGAACUCUCCCACCAGUCCAGAGCCAGUCAGCUCUACAGAGCCCCUGACAAACGGCACGCCUGAUACUGAUACCAGUAAAGAAAGCAUUGAACAAGAUGAUUAUGUAAACACACAAUUUAAAGAACAAGAGAGAAAACUAAGUGAAUCUGACACAUCUAAAGAUACUGAGGUCAAGGUUGAAGAGGUCAAGGACAUAGAGGUCAAGGAUGUUCCCACUGACAAACCUGCAGAAAGUGAACAGGAGGGCAAGCCAGCUUCUGAAGAAAAGAAACAGGAAGAAGACAAAGAGGAGGAUGUUAAGGUAAAUGGUGACCUUGACACAUCAACAGAGCAGGAGGUUCCCACGGAAGCCCCGCCUCCCAUCCCUGCCUCUCUCCCACCCACUGAAGAUGACAGUAAGGAUAAGGAAGACAGUAGUCAACAGAAAGAGGAGAAAGAUAAAGAUGAAGAGGAAAAAGAUAAAGAAGGGAAAGACAGUGACAGCGAUAGUGAUUCAGGGCUUUAUCAAGUCCCGCCCCCUGCCAAACCUGUAGCCGACGAUCUUCCUAAAAACUAUUUAUAUACUGAGAAAACAACGAACCCUGAGGAAGAACAGUUGCCUCCGAAUUAUCUUUUCUCUGUCAUAGCAACACACUGCUACAAAGGCGAGGAUGAGGAUGAGAUUUCAUUUGAUGCUUCCGAAAUUAUCUAUGUUGUCGACUAUGAAGAUCCUGAAGAACAGGACCCAGGCUGGUUGAUGGGCGUGAGGAAGUGUAAUGGACAGACCGGAGUCUUCCCAGAGAACUUCACUAAGAAAGUAUAAGUGCUGGUUACCGUGGAAACAUGAAGUUCCGAUCGCUGGAAAUGCUCGUGCAUUUGAGAGAUAAUACUCAGUAUGGUAGUGGUUUAUAAAUUAUGUUGUAGGGAGGUAAAUGAGAUAGAUUUUAGAGAUGAGAUAGAUUGUAGAGGUAUUUUAGAGGUAGAUUUUGUAUAUAAAGUUCACGAUGGUUCUUGCAAUAUACUAAUUGAAGUGUACAGGACAAAUAUACUCCCUCAUAAACAUGUGUAGUACAACUUCCACUCAUAUGAAAAUACAAAUGUUUUUAUAUUUAAAUAUAUAUUAAAUAUGUUAUUUUUUCUUCUUUUAUAUAAAAAAGAAAUAUUUUAAGAUAUAGUUUUAUUUGAUUUGAUUAUUUUUUUUAUUUUUUUUUUAAUAUAUAACUUAAGUAUGCCUCUUUCUCAUUAUUAUAUGCCAGUGACUUUUGAAAAAAAAUGUUAUGUUAUUUCAAGGUUGACAAAUAUGAGCUGAUAAAAGAAUAAAACAUUAACAAUAAUAUAUGUCUGCAAGAUGUAUAUGGUAAACAUCUUUGCAAAAUUGAAUGAUGUUAAAAGAUCCUAAAAUAAGAUCAGAAAAAUUAUCGUGCCAAUUGGUGAUUAAAAGUUCUUCCUUUUAAGACAAUUCUUUUGUAAUAUUAUGUUUCUCUGUGACAUGUCAAAAAUGUUGUUCAUGGAAAAAGGAAAGUUGCUGUCAACAUUUUAAUUAAGCAUUUGACCAAUUGCUGAUUUUCAUGAUAAGAGGUUUUGGAAAAUGAGAAAGUGGCAUAUAUUUUUUUUACAUUUUUUUUAGUUUUGUUUGGUCGUAAAUUGGUCAGACUGUGACCAAAGUGUUCUAGAUUAUAUGAGGUAACUAAAAGCAUUAGAUUUUUUUUCUGAAAACUUUAUUAUUUUUAUUAAGGAUAAUAUUUUGAAGAAGAAAAUGCCCACCUCUUGUAGAGGGUACAUGUAUAAUUGCUGCUGCAUUGCAUUCUUCAUUUGAUAUUGAAGAUUUGUCACUGUUUAUUUAGAGUUUUUUUUAUAAAUGGUAUUUAGUAUGUUUAUUAACAUCAGCAUUCAACGCAAAUAUAAGUUAAAUGCCAUAUGCUUAUUUUAGAUUUUUUUUAUCUGUUAUAUUUUACCCAAAUUAUUUUGAUAAAUGAUAAAUUUUAUAUUACACAUUCCACUAUAACAAUCAUGUUUUCCAGUUUUCGCACAUAUCUGGCCACAUAAGGCUAUACUAAAUUAUUAUAUCGUAAAAUAUUUAUGUAGAAAAUAUGCAAAGAAUAUUCUAUAUGAACUAUAUUUGUCAUUUUGUUUAUGUAUAAAUUGUUUGAAUAAAAUAAAUAUUAUGAAUUAUAAAUUAUGUGACAAAAUUAUUGUCAUGAAAACAAACACAUAUAUAAUUAUUAUAUACGCAUAUUGUUUUUACUAUUUUGUACAUAAUCAUUGAUUCUUUUUUAAGGAUUGCUACACAGUAUUUUCAUUUUAACAUUCAUCGUGACGGAAUGUGUAUGAAAUGCUCUUAGAAUGUGCCAUAAAAUUUUUAUCUCACAAAUAUUGUAAACUUUAGUUUUCAUGAUGAACUAACUUCAAUUUCAAGUUCUUAUAAGUUUCUAAAAUUGCAGACCAGUCACAUCAGGAUGACAUUAAUUUAAAGAUUCAUGACAACCAGUCUACAGGAAGUACUCUUCCAUUGGCUUAUUUUGAAAUUUGAAAUUUAAAAAUUGACCAAUGAAAUAUGUAGACUUGUAUGAAACUUAGAAUUUGACACUUUUUCUGCAUUUUUGCAAUUUUGGGAAUAAUUGUGCUUAAAAUUUGUAGUCAAAGCUUCAAAAGGAUGUUUCAAAAAUGUGAUUAAAGAUUUUU
Messenger RNA from Ruditapes philippinarum (Manila clam), 3682 nucleotides. RefSeq names its product myc box-dependent-interacting protein 1-like. The coding region runs from base 81 to 1823 and encodes 580 amino acids. NCBI's taxonomy places the organism in Eukaryota, Metazoa, Mollusca, Bivalvia, Venerida, Veneridae. The transcript has 18 exons. The record is from RefSeq and is a predicted model, not a curated record. Gene Ontology annotation, molecular function: protein binding; phospholipid binding. Gene Ontology annotation, cellular component: cytoplasm; plasma membrane.